AUGUACAAGAACUGGAACAUGAAGAACCAGGAGUUGGUAACACACCUCGGACGAACAACCAAUGAAACAAAUGUGAAAAUAAUCCGUGGUAUUGUAACCUGA
Sclerotinia sclerotiorum 1980 UF-70 is the source of this 102-nucleotide messenger RNA. RefSeq lists its product with no specific name. The record is from RefSeq and is a predicted model, not a curated record. The transcript has a single exon. NCBI's taxonomy places the organism in Eukaryota, Fungi, Ascomycota, Leotiomycetes, Helotiales, Sclerotiniaceae. The coding region runs from base 1 to 102 and encodes 33 amino acids.